UUAUGUUGGGCCAGGGCUGUAGGUGGGCCACAGCCAGCUGCUCACAGUGUGUAUCUUGGAAGGGCUCCCGUGGAGAGAGCAGGGCUUUGCAAGGCAAGCUUGGGGACUUCUGCAGUCCAGACUGGGCCAGGCUUCUGUGGCCAAGAACAGCUGCUCAUAAUCUGAGUGUCUGGAAACCUGUCAGGGAGAUGAGGGGAUUGCCCAGCUCCCACCAUCUGCCUCGAUGGGGCCCCCUUCUCUGCCUGCUGGCCACCUUCAUCCUGGACACAGAGGCCUUGGUCUUGAGUCAAUGCGAGCUGGCCCAUGCGCUGCAGGAAGGAGGCUUGGAUGGUUACCAUGACCACAGCCUGGCCCACUGGCUGUGUCUGGCUCACCAUGGGAGCGGGCUCAACACCGAGGCUGUGUUCAGGCUGCCCGAUGGGAGCUUGGGCUACGGCAUCUUCCAGAUCCGGGGCCACAAGUGGUGCAGUCCCGGGGAAGGCCUGUCUGAGAACCGAUGCCGCAUGGACUGCCAAGAUCUGCUGGACACGGAUCUCAGCAAUGACAUCGCUUGUGCCAAGAUCAUGAUGGACAAUCCAAGUGACACAGAUGCUUGGGACCCGUGGAGUCACCACUGCGAGGGUCACGACCUAGCCGACUGGGAUGUGGAGUGUGACCACUAAGGGCAUCAGCCUCAUCCCCUCACAUCUUUCCUGCCACUGCCGCUCUCCAUCUUUGCUCACCGCCACCCUCCUUCCUCAUCUCUGGCUGCUGCUACCCUCUAUGCCAGUGUCUGCUGCCUCACUCCCUCCAUAUUUCUGCCCACCAUCACCCCCUGUGUCUCUGCCCACCUCUGGCUGUUAAGCCGAAAGGCUGGUCAUGGGCAGCCACCCCCAGGGCUGGGAUGGGCCACAGGCAGUAAAGAGAACCCUUUA
This is a messenger RNA of Tachyglossus aculeatus (Australian echidna), 914 nucleotides long. Its product is annotated as lysozyme C, milk isozyme-like. Lineage: Eukaryota; Metazoa; Chordata; Mammalia; Monotremata; Tachyglossidae. The transcript is spliced from 5 exons. Gene Ontology annotation, molecular function: lysozyme activity. The record is from RefSeq and is a predicted model, not a curated record. The coding region runs from base 3 to 662 and encodes 219 amino acids.